Molecule: messenger RNA, 1807 nt
Organism: Telopea speciosissima
Lineage: Eukaryota; Viridiplantae; Streptophyta; Magnoliopsida; Proteales; Proteaceae
Product: ankyrin repeat domain-containing protein 13C-like
Exons: 2
Coding region: 48-1757 (569 amino acids)
Cellular component (GO): cytoplasm
Molecular function (GO): protein binding
Source: RefSeq, a predicted model, not a curated record
GUCUCUCUGUGUGUGGACUGUGGUCUUGUCUGUCUCCAUUUUCUCCAAUGGCGACGACAGGCAUUCGUUUAGAAGAUUACAAGCACAGCCCAGUUCACUUCGCCAUAGCACUGGGAGACCACACUACUCUGUCUCGUCUCCUCACUUCUCUACCUACGCUCCCCGACCCUUCCCAGAUCCUCUCAGAGUCUGACUCCCUCGCCCAAGAGCGCAUCGCUGAACAAAUCUCCUCUCUGCUCGACCGCCGUGACGUUCCUAACAGGGAGACCCCACUCCACCUCGCCGUCCGGCUGAACGACCUCUUCUCCGCCCGAUCACUCGCCGCCGCUGGUGCCGAUGUCUCCCUCCAGAACGCCUCUGGAUGGAAUUCCUUGCAGGAGGCUCUAUGCCGUCGCUCCUCCGACAUCGCACUUUCUCUCCUCCGUCAUCACCACCGCUCCGCCUGGGCCAAGUGGCGCCGCCGCCUCCCUCGCCUUAUCGCCGUCCUCCGCCGGAUGCGAGACUUUUACAUGGAGAUUUCCUUCCACUUCGAGAGCUCCAUCGUUCCCUUCGUCGGUAAGAUCGCUCCUUCCGACAGUUACAGGAUCUGGAAACGCGAUGCAAACCUCCGUGCGGAUACUUCUCUCGCCGGUUUCGAUGGACUCAAGAUCCAACGCGCCAAUCAGAGCUUCCUCUUCCUUGGAGACGGCGAUCGGGACCAUGGCCUACCUUCUGGGACUUUGUUGGUUCUCAACCGUGAUGAUCGCAAGAUCUUCGAUGCCUUCGAGACUGCGAGUGUUCCCAUGUCCGAAUCAGACGUAGCAGGGUUUUGCUCCCAGACGAGCGUGUACCGACCAGGCGUUGAUGUCACCAGGGCUGAGCUGGUAGGGAGAACCAAUUGGAGGAAGCAAGAGAGAACAGAGAGCGUGGGAGAAUGGAAAGCGAAGGUCUACGAGAUGCACAACGUCGUGUUCAGUUUCCGCACCAGGAAAGUCGUCGGAGACGCUGCCGGUGAUCCCCCAGGAGGCGAGCAGAUAUUGCCACUGGAACUCGAAGAAGACGCCGAGGAUGGUUUCCUAGUUGCAGAAUACCCUAACUUUGGUCUCCCUCCACCAUCAGAUCGUCGACGUCACAGUAGUUUUGUUAGAGAAGAAAGGGAAUGGGUAUCGUUGAGCAGGAAGAGCGUCGAUAUCCCUGACCGCCGGAGAAUUCCGUCGGUAAUGCCUCCGCCGCCGAACAAGGAGAAAGAGUAUAUCAAAAGUCUCCGACCAUCUGUGUGGUUAACGGAAAAGUUCCCAUUAAAGACGGAGGAGAUUCUGCCGUUACUUGACAUACUAGCUCACAAGGUCAAGGCCGUCAGACGUCUCAGAGAACUGUUAACUACAAAAUUCCCGCCGGGAACAUUUCCUGUCAAGGUGGCGAUACCGGUGGUGCCGACAGUGAGGGUGGUGAUAACGUUUACUAAGUUUGUGGAGAUGCAACCGACGGAGGAGUUCUUCACGCCGGCGUCGAGCCCUGGGCAGUGGGUUGGGGAAGGGCGCUACAGCACCUCCGUUUCCUCCUCCUCUUCUGCUUCUUCUUCUUCUUCUUCUUCUUCUUAUUCAUGGCUGGGUCGUAAUAACAAUGCUGCUCAGCCUGCGACUGCAAGCAAGCAGAGGAGUUGUUCGGCGGCGCAACAAUUGGAUCCGUUUGCCAUUCCCAGUGAUUAUACAUGGACAAGCAUGGAUGAUAAGUCUCGGAAGAUGAAGAAAUCAAGGUCCACAAAGAAGGCCAAAUAGAUUAUAUUGGGUGGUGGCCUGGUGGGUAUCUUCUUCAUUUUAUCUUCAUU